AGAUGGAGGACGGCCGAAAGCAACGAUCGGAGGUGAAGAUAGAGAAGUGCAAGUUCCUGGACGAGUCCAAGUGUGCCGGCAGCUGCAUUCACACAUGCAAGAUGCCCACUCAGGCGUUUAUGUUUCAGGACAUGGGCGUGCCGCUGCUCAUGGAGCCCAACUUCGAGGACUUCAGCUGCGAGUUCAAAUUUGGCGUGCGUGCCCCCCCUCGAGACACCGAUCCUGUGCUGCUCACUCCCUGCCUUGCCACCUGCCCCAUUCGCUUCCCAUCUCGCUCCUCCUCCUCUCUCUCUCCUUCUCCCUCCACCUCCUCUCCACUCGUGGACCCUCAGGCUCCACCAUGCACCUAG
Molecule: messenger RNA, 350 nt
Organism: Closterium sp. Naga37s-1
Lineage: Eukaryota; Viridiplantae; Streptophyta; Zygnematophyceae; Desmidiales; Closteriaceae
Source: the annotation of a GenBank genome assembly